Messenger RNA from Necator americanus (New World hookworm), 849 nucleotides. RefSeq lists its product as uncharacterized. Gene Ontology annotation, cellular component: plasma membrane. The coding region runs from base 1 to 849 and encodes 282 amino acids. The record is from RefSeq and is a predicted model, not a curated record. The transcript has 9 exons. Lineage: Eukaryota; Metazoa; Nematoda; Chromadorea; Rhabditida; Ancylostomatidae.
AUGGGCGGCUGUGUGAAAACCUUGCGCUCACUUGUCUUCAUAUUCAACUUACUAUUUUGGAUUUGUGGUAUUGUUACGAUCGGUCUCGGACUUUGGCUACUUUUCGAUCCGAUAGCAUCAGAUUUCUUCGCACUACAUUCAGCUCACCAUGGAUCAUUCCGAAUUGUCGGAUGGUUGUUAUUGGUGGCCGGAGCUAUCAUGACAUUCGUUUGUUGUUGUGGUUGUUGUGGAGCAUGGAAGAUGAACCAGUGUGCCUUAGUCGGAUUUUUCAUCGUCCUAGUAAUUGUAUUCUGUUUGGAAUUGGCCGCUGCAUAUACAGCAUAUAACAAACAGGAGACAAUAAGGCAAUACAUCGAAAGCAGUAUGUACGACACAAUCCGGAAUCGAUAUGCGUCGGAUGCCAAUUAUAAGGCAGCCUUCGACACGAUACAACAAGAGUUCGAAUGUUGUGGUGUAAAGACGUAUACGGACUGGUUAGGAGCCAGUUGGGACCGAAAAAGUACACAAUCGGAAAGUUCCGAAACCCGGAUAGAACAUGGAAUUGGAGCAGUCGGUGGGGGAAGGGGAAACGGAUAUGGUCGAGUACCAACGUCAUGUUGUAAUGCGCAUGGAAAGGAGACGUAUCCAACAAAUUGUGGGAUCUCUUUCACGCAUGCACCAUUGGAAACCUAUUCGGAUUUUCUACACCCAUCAGGAUGUGCAGACUCCCUUUAUGACUCCAUUUAUCGUCAUUUGGAUAUAGCCAUUGCAGUUUGCGUUAUUGUUGGUGCGAUUCAACUGCUUGGUAUGGUUUUAUCGAUGAUUCUUUGUUGUUGUAUCAGCACGCAAGACAAAAAAUACGACUACUAA